Messenger RNA from Athalia rosae (coleseed sawfly), 4479 nucleotides. RefSeq lists its product as uncharacterized. Bases 138 to 3731 code for a protein of 1197 amino acids. The record is from RefSeq and is a predicted model, not a curated record. Gene Ontology annotation, cellular component: lysosome. NCBI's taxonomy places the organism in Eukaryota, Metazoa, Arthropoda, Insecta, Hymenoptera, Athaliidae. Gene Ontology annotation, molecular function: cysteine-type endopeptidase activity; cysteine-type endopeptidase inhibitor activity. The transcript is spliced from 3 exons.
UGUCCACCAUCUGUCAACCUUGGCUGUAUUAACUUCCACCCAUUGACGUCUUCUAGUUCCGUCUCAGGGCGCAUCUUUCACCAUCGUCUCAACAAUUGAACUAUACAAGCCACGCCUUUUCAUGCGCUCGAAGCGCUAUGGAGGCAAAAUUCGAAAACGAUUGUGAUAUGCCAGUCCGUGGUCUCGUGCGUGACAAAGCAAAUUACCGGAGUCUUGCGUCUCGAGGAUAUACUUCACACGUACACAUACCCACAAACACCGUGCAUAUAAAUCGCACAAAAGAUCCAACAAAACUUCAUCCGCACCACAGGAUGCAGAAGGCAACGAAGGGAGCCGUCAAGAUGGCAUGUCCGAGGUUGCUCGUGAUUCUCUCGACAUUACUGUUCGUAGCUUCGUUUCUGGACUCGUAUUAUUGUAGCCCAGUUGAAAUCGCCCCCGAGAGCGUACCGGACGCCCUCGUAAAAAGUGCAAUUGAUUCUCUUAAUGCCGAUUCGCCAACUCAACACACUUACAAGGGCGGGAACCUCAUUAACGCGCAAAAACUGAUCGAACCAAACCGUGUUGUCUACAGACUUACUCUCAACUUAGAGCCAAUAUGCGAAGUUGGCUCCUCAAGCUGCCCCAGAGAGGCAUGUAUAAUAGCUCUGAUGGUUCAAUCGGAGGCAAUAGAAGUAGAUCGGAAUUCAAUCCAAUGUAUGUACCUGUACCCCCAAUCCGUAAUGGUAGAGCUGGAGAGUAUGCAGCAGACUGGAGGUGCUGCUCAAAAGGAUAAAGAGUUAUCUGUACAUAGGCCAAAUCCUACCUUUGAUGAUGACAGGAAUGAUGAAAGCUUGGUUAAGAACAGAGUUGAGCUCGACCAUGAGGUGCAAGCUACGGUUGGGAAUCAAAGAUUGGAUGCAGAGUCCGUAGAUAAUGAACCUUUUAUCGCCGUAAGGGCUCCAAAUUCAAACUAUUGUGCGGGAUGCCCUUACGAACUGAAUCCUAAUUUGCCAGGACUUGUAGCUUUCAAUGCGCAAGCUCUUGACAUGAUGGAUAGAUUGGGGCAGGGUGAAUUCAAGCACAAAUUGAUUAGGAUAAUAAAAAUAACUAGGGCUGUACCAGCAGGCUCUAAUCUUGUGCAGUAUAAACUACUUGCAGAGAUCGGAGAAUCUAAUUGCCUCAAAGCUGCACUUGUAGACCGCUCUGAAUGUUCCUUACAGAGUAACAUACCGACCAGGGUAUGUCUUGUGACUUUUGAAGAGCAUCCUUGGCAGCAAAACGACCGUCAGGUGACGGGCAAUAAUUGUACCGUGCCAUCUGAUCUGGAAAAUGAAAUAAAUGCAAGCCUGGUUGUGGGUUUAGUGGCUGGAAAUACAGAGAGGGUUGAUUCUGUACAGGAGGUCAUUGGGAAAACUGCGCACAUUGACCAACUUGCACAAGAAGGAAAGAUCGGAACGUACGAUAGUCUGCUCGAUGAAAUACUUCAAAAUCCAGUUCACAAUACAACCAAAAAUACAGCCCAGGCAACGGAAAUUCAUUUUUUCGAAGGAGUGGUACAAAGCAGAGAUGGAAGUCAUAGAGAGGCUAUUGAAGAUAGGCCAGCUAUCACAGAAAUUCCUUAUAUCAAAGUGGAAGUUGAGCGAGAUGAAAGUAGGCCAACAGUUCAUGGAUUUGUGGACAAGAUAAAAGAGUUCGACGACUUUUUGUCAGACUUUGAUAUACCUUUAAAGAGAGAUGAAGUUGUUGAAGAAAAUAUGAAUAACAGGCAGAUUGUUACCGAAGAUAUUAUCAGGCCACAAAGAGUAGAUAGAGAUGGGAUCGCAGGGCAAGGAUGGAUACAUUCCUGUACAAUCUUGUCAUCUUCAGCACACCAGGAUAGCUCCUCUUCGGAGAGCUCGUCUGAGGGAUCCGAAGAGAGUAAAGGGCACACGGUAGAUCCACAGCGAAGGAAGCGAGGUCUGGUGAGCACGAAUGAUUCUGAGAUGCUUCUAGUUAAGAAUUUAGCAGAAAAGGCUGUAUCAACCUUGGAUAAUAUUGAUCAGGACAACGAAAAACGGGUGGUCCUUAGUGUUGUGGAGUCAAAGAAGGAAGAAGUUGAUGGUUUCUUAUACCACCUGAUCCUUGAAAUUGCUUCAACGGAUUGCACAGAAGAAGAGAUGGAUGGUAACGACGAUAACUGCCUUGGUCAAAUUUCUGGACCAGUGAGGAUAUGCAAAGUACAAAUACACACGGAUGACAAGAACCAAUUAAUAUCUGCAAGGGUUGUCAAUUCCGAAUGUUGGAGGAGAACAGGGCGCAACAAAAGGAGAAGACGCUCGACCAGUUUAGUGGGAAGCUUUGCGUUAAACGUCAACGAGUUAAACAACGAAUCGAACCAAAUCAUAGAAGAAAAAAGUCACAGCAGAAUCUUGCGUAAGCGAGUCGCGGUGGGAUCUCCAACUACAAUAAGUGUUGAUGAUCCAGAUGUCCAAAACUAUAUUGUUUUGGGUCUGCACAAAUAUGCAUCCAACUUCAAAGGGGCUAAUGAACCUGUUGUGGCUGAAAUCAAAAAUGCAACAGUCCAGGUUGUGGCAGGGACUCUCUACAAAAUAAGGGUAUUAUUUGGACCAAGUAAUUGUGUCAAGGGUACCACGGAAAAUUGUCAAAUACAGGCUGGUAGCCCGACAGAGGAAUGUGAGAUCAGAGCAUGGUCGAGGCCUUGGCUGUUGCAGGAUGCCUUGCAAAUAACAGUUAACUGUAAUUUAAACACCAGGACGAAACGAAUGCUAAAGGGAAUGAAUUACAGUCAAAAAAUGCUGGAGCAAUCAUUGCACAUGAAGAACGAAAAGCUUUUCAAUGAAUUUUUGAUAAGAUACAACAAAAGUUAUUCUUCUACUCUGGAGAGAAAAGAUCGCUUAAAAAUAUUCGAACAAAACAUGAUGAUGGUCCAGGAACUUCAACGCAAUGAACAGGGAACCGCGAUUUACGGAGCAUCGAUGUUUGCGGACUUGACAACCGAGGAAUUUAAGAAGAAAUACUUAGGGUUACGACCGGAACUUCGCUUUGAUAACGAAAUACCAAUUCCAAUGGCAGAGAUUCCAAAUAUCACAAUACCUGACGAGUAUGAUUGGCGUAACUUCAACGUGGUAACUCCAGUUAAAAAUCAAGGAUCGUGUGGUUCCUGCUGGGCCUUCUCUGUGACAGGCAACAUUGAGGGACAGUAUGCUCUGCGACGAGGAUCAUUAUUGUCUUUUUCUGAGCAGGAAUUAGUGGACUGUGAUUCUCUGGAUGAGGGGUGCAACGGAGGCUUACCGGACAAUGCCUACAGAGCGAUAGAGAAACUUGGUGGCCUUGAGUUGGAAAAUGAUUAUCCGUACGAGGGAGAAAACGAGUCUUGCCGUUUUAAUCAAAAAGACGUGAAGGUCAAGGUGGUUUCCGCAGUAAAUAUAACCACCAACGAGACUCAGAUGGCGCAAUGGCUCGUACAGAAUGGCCCUAUCUCGAUUGGAAUCAAUGCAAACGCUAUGCAAUUUUACAUGGGCGGAGUUUCCCACCCGUACAAGUUUCUCUGUAAUCCAUCAAACCUUGAUCAUGGCGUACUAAUUGUAGGAUACGGAGUGCACACAUAUCCAAUCUUCCACAAAACUCUACCAUUCUGGACAAUAAAGAACAGUUGGGGUCCGCUUUGGGGUGAGCAGGGAUAUUACAGGGUGUACAGAGGAGACGGAACGUGCGGAGUGAACCAAAUGGCAUCAAGUGCAGUGGUAGCUUAGUCGUAGAAAGAUAGUUCUGAUGCUUCCCAAUAUUCUAUACAUAAAUUUAUAGGAUUGUUCUAUCAAAUAAUAAUAUGAUUAUUAUUAAAAUUUUGAUAAGCUCCCAGUACUGACUGAUCAUCCAAAAGUCAAAUUUCAGUCGAUUUGAGCUGAAUAUUCUUUAGUAACAAAGCCAUGACGAAAGAUCAAUGUGCAAAGUGUCUGAAUAUUAUUUGUAGUACAUAGAAAAUAAUGUCUGUGUAUCAAGUAUGAAAAUUUGUUGAUCGAUUUACAUAUUAGCGUAUUGUUUUUUGUUUUUUUUUUUUGUUUUUUUUUAAUGUACUUAUACAACGAGAAUUUAGUUAAUUAUCUCAUGAGUAGAAUCUGUAAUAUCUAAAUAUAAAACAUGUUAGAAUUUUAAACCGGAUUCUAGUUUUUUUUCAGUCUGUAGACACAAACUAUAGCCAUGUAUACGCAUGACAUUUGAGGUGCAAUAAUGAUUUCUGCAAUAAAGAAUACCACUCGGUUGGAGAUUACCAUCAUCAUCAUCAUUGUCACUAUUGUUAUUGCUGUUGUUGUUGUUGGUGUGUUAAUACUUUAUUAUUAUCAUCAUCAUCAACAUUAAUAUAUGCACUACAAAUGUCGAUUUACCUGUUUUCGAAACCAUAAAUGAAAAUAAAGAUUGUGAAAUAGAAAGGGCUGCUGUUAUCCGGCAAAUGUUUGGUGUCUAGCAUUGUGAUAUUUUCUCAAAUAUAUACUUAUAAUAUAA